AAAAUUACCAGGUUAAGUAAAAACAUAUAAGGUUUCAUCAUUAUGCUUCAUUGGCUUCUGUAUCUAUUUCAUUCCUGUACAUAUUACGAUUGAAAACUUUGCUGGCAGUAGUUCUGAAUUAAACUACCAAUAUAUGCAUGUUAGUGAUCGGACAGUGAAUUUUCUAGAAAAGAAUAAAAAUGGCACAACCUUCAGAACGGACAAGGCUUUUAAUUGACAUGAACCCGCCUGAACAUAUGUUUAAUUCUGGCAUUUCAAGAGAACGUAAACAAAGGGUCAGGCAAUUUCAAUGUUGCUUGUGUGCCAUAAUUUUAUCACUUUUUAUAAUAACAUUAGGGAUAACUGUAGUAUACAGUAUAAACCAAGAAUUUCCAGAUAACUCCACAGAUGUAACCAACUCGAGUGACAUCACAGUCCAAACACCAGUUCUAGUACUGCUAUCACACAGUUUUCCAUUACGAGAUGGUAAACAGGAAAAUAGAACAUUGGAUGACGAUGAACUGUGGAAAGAAGCCAUCGAAGAAGGAGAAAGAAGUUUAGAAGAAAAAGAUAGAAUUGAAGAGCAUGUACCAUCCUUGUUACUCAGAAGUCCGAGUUACAGACAUCAACGCGUUACAGCUACAAGUGAAAAAGGAAGGAAUAUGUCUAGGCUUGGAUUCAUUGAGGAAUACGCCACAAGACACAUGCAUAGGAAUAAAACCGAUGUUCGCUUGGUGGACAUGAUUUGCCAAAAUGGGAGUAACUUCCUAGGUGAUCAUUGUGAAAACAAAAAAAUAGAUUGUAAUCUAUUUCAUAAAUAUCGCACAUUCAAUGGAAGCUGUAACAAUAUUAAAAAUCCUCAUUCUUUUGGAGUAGCUUACACUCCUUUCAGAAGAAUGCUACCUCCAGAUUACACUGAUGGAAUAAGUAAACCAAGAUCAUCUGAGAAUGGAGAUGCUUUACCAUCAGCCAGAACAGUAAGCCUAAUUGUACAUAGAUCAUACUAUAGAGAUGAUCCAAAAUUUACUGUAAUGUUGGCCGUAUGGGGUCAAUUUCUGGACCACGACAUUACAGCGACUGCUUUGAGUCAAAAAUCAAACGGAAGUACAAUAUCUUGUUGUGACCAGUCUGCUGUCUCAUCCCCAGAAUGUUUCCCAGUACAUCUUGAUGAAGAAGAUCCGUUUAUGGAGUAUAACGUCAGUUGUAUCGAAUUUGUCAGAUCAGCACCAGCUCCUACAUGCUGCCUUGGACCAAGAGAACAAAUGAAUCAAGUGACACCUUUCAUAGAUGGCUCUGCUGUAUACAGCGUUGAUGAGAGCUUUGCGAAGACGUUACGAACUUUAGAAAAUGGUGGUAUGAAAGUUCUUGUCACUUCAGAAGGACGCACCCUGCUUCCGAUUUCUGAGGAUUUGGAUGAUGGUUGUAAUCGUGAAGAAGAGGAAGGAAAUGGAAGAUACUGUUUCUUGGCAGGUGAUGCAAGAGCUAACGAAAAUCUAAAUUUGAUUAGUAUGCAUUUGCUGUGGGUGCGUCAACAUAAUGAUAUUGCAUCGAGUUUAUCUAAACUUAAUCCACAUUGGAACGAUGAAAGAGUUUUUCAGGAAACGAGGAGGGUAAUAGCAGCUCAAAUGCAGCAUAUUACUUAUAAUGAAUUUCUGCCUAUUCUGUUCGGUGAGCGUUUAAUGGAACGAUUUGGCUUGCUUCCACUGAAAGAAGGUUACUUCAAAAAUUACAACUCCAGCAUAGACCCAAAUAUAGCUAACAGUUUUGCCACAGCUGCAUUCAGAUUCGCACAUUCCAUUAUACCGGGAUUGAUGAAAAUGCUGGCCAAUGAUACAUCUUCUCCUGAAUUUGUUCAAAUGCAUAAAAUGCUGUUCAAUCCGUUUGCGCUUUAUGUAUCCGGAACGUUGGACAAAACCCUUAGGGGAGCAAUGAACACGAGCAUAGAGGCCAGCGAUUCUUAUUUUACAAACGAGCUUAAAUCACACAUGUUUGAACAAUCUGCAGAACAAAUAAAACAACCAAAAUUAUGCGGACUGGAUCUUGUAUCGCUAAAUGUACAGAGGGGUAGAGAUCAUGGUUUACCAGGUUAUACUAAAUGGAGACAACAUUGUGGUUUGGAAAAACCACAAGAAUUUGACGAUCUUAAAGAAUUUAUGGAUUCAAAUUCAUUGAGCAACAUAAAAGCCAUCUAUCGAAAUGUAGAUGAUAUAGACUUAUACACUGGAGCAUUGAGUGAGAAACCAAUAGAAGGUAGUAUCCUGGGGCCCACCAUAACUUGUCUGCUUCUGGAUCAGUUUUAUAGAAUCAAACAUGGAGACAGAUUUUGGUAUGAAAAUCCGCAAAAACCACAAUCGUUUUCUCCAGAACAGUUAAUGGAACUACGAAAAACCACGUUAGCUAAUAUAAUAUGUGACAACGCAGAUGAACUGCACAUUAUCCAGAAAAGAGUUAUGGAAAGAGUAGGUAAGGAAAAUCAUUAUGUGAACUGCUCUGAUUUGGAAAGACCCAAUAUGGAUUUGUGGAAGGAAAAUAUCUUUCAUUUGGGGAUGGAUAAUGGAGAACUUUUACAAAUCACUUCUCUGUGAUCAUUUAUAUAUAACUAUUUUUAUUUGUAGAUUAUGUUUUAAAUACAUUGUUUUUUCUUUUUA
Psylliodes chrysocephalus is the source of this 2627-nucleotide messenger RNA. NCBI's taxonomy places the organism in Eukaryota, Metazoa, Arthropoda, Insecta, Coleoptera, Chrysomelidae. The record is from the annotation of a GenBank genome assembly.